Molecule: messenger RNA, 765 nt
Organism: Suillus subalutaceus
Lineage: Eukaryota; Fungi; Basidiomycota; Agaricomycetes; Boletales; Suillaceae
Exons: 3
Source: RefSeq, a predicted model, not a curated record
AUGGCACUGGUGAAAUUUUUCACGUGGUCCAAGAAACCUACCAUCAAAAUCCCUCGGAGUCAGAACAAUGCUGUAGCAAAUGAAUUGGAUGACCUCAACAAGCCUCUCAAGUUCCCAGAUUCACCUGUACCUGCUGUCGACGACAACGAGAAGAUGGGGCACCUUUCCAAGGCUGUCUGUGCUUCAAGUUCUCAUAAGAGAAAGCAAGCUAGAAAAGGGUUGCAAAAGCCUUCUGGGAAGAAGCAGAAGCUGCAUGACAUCCUGUGUGAUGACAUUGGUGAGAUUGAUCAGCCACUGCUCGGAAUGUUGAAGAAAACAUCAGCUGCUCGAGGAAAGCAAGUCCAGGAGCAAAGCAUUUCACCCAGCAAUGCCGGUGAUGGCUCAGUAGAUGAAGAUGCUGAUGUACCAUGGAAAUUCAUGGUCUAUGUUCAGGUGUGGUCCGCAUCCACAACUACUGACAAAAAGACGGGCAAAACAUCGAAGGGACCCCCAGCAACAAUCACCAAAGGCCCUUUCAAGUCCGACACGGCACAAACCUUUCAGAAGUUCAAAAACGAAAUUGCCAAAGUCUUACCAUGUCGACCCACGAUGUUACCAGUCUCAAAAUUUGAGUGGAAGUUUGAGAAUCAGGCUCAAAAUGCUCCUUGCAAGAAGAUUGCCGACGAAGCUGGUUUCAAGGCUUUGACUGAUGCUAUCAGAGUGAAGCGGACCAAUGACAAUGUUGUUGUUUGGUUAUAUACUCCAAAGCCUGCAAAGGAAGAAGAG